AUGGCAGACUGCGGCUUUGGAAUCCCGCUCCCCAUUUGCAUCCAAUGCGGAACUGAUCAGAACCCGUGCCACGUCAAGGUUGUUGGCCCAACGCUUGGGUUCAUCAUUGGCAUUGUCAUGGCAAUCAUCUGCUGGCCUGCUGCGAUCUUGUGCUGUUGCUGCGCGACAGAGGCUGGAAAGAAAAUGCUGGGCGCGCCGGCCGAUACGUCGAUGAGGAUAGGAAACGCGAUACCCUUUUAG
Messenger RNA from Zasmidium cellare ATCC 36951, 240 nucleotides. RefSeq lists its product as uncharacterized. The transcript has 3 exons. The record is from RefSeq and is a predicted model, not a curated record. The coding region runs from base 1 to 240 and encodes 79 amino acids. NCBI's taxonomy places the organism in Eukaryota, Fungi, Ascomycota, Dothideomycetes, Mycosphaerellales, Mycosphaerellaceae.